Messenger RNA from Clonostachys rhizophaga, 1197 nucleotides. The record is from the annotation of a GenBank genome assembly. NCBI's taxonomy places the organism in Eukaryota, Fungi, Ascomycota, Sordariomycetes, Hypocreales, Bionectriaceae.
AUGACGACUCUUGACUAUUCUGAUAUUCCCCUCGGGCUAAAUGAGAUCCGUCUGGUCUCACUAGAAAGCUCAGCCGAAGGCGUCGCUCAGGCCAAAUGGAAAAUCCGGGUUGCGAACUUGGCUGAUGAGGCGACCAGCUACUACGCCGUCUCGUAUAGAUGGGGAGCACCUCUCCUCGAGGGCCGAUUCAAAACCAUGACCAACGACCCCAUCACGUCAAUUCAGUUCAACGACAGCGUUGUGAAGGUUACCGAGAAUCUCUCGGACUUCUUGGAUCAAGUUAAAUCUGAUGAAAAGUUGAAAGAGAAUGAGUUUUGGAUUGAUGCUGUAUGUAUCAAUCAAAGCGAUCCCAAGGAGCGAAGCCACCAAGUCAGCACCAUGAUGGCCCGAAUCUACCGGUCUGCGGCGUGCGUGAUUGCAUGGCUUGGAGACGCAGACUUGCACACGGAGCGAGCUUUUGGCCACUUGAGUAAACUCGCUGAAUCCACAAUGCUGCCACCACUAAGCGCCUCGGUGGACUUUGGCAGUGACCAGUCCUCCUGGAAAUCAACUGCCAAGCUUUUCGAGCGGACGUAUUGGAACAGAUCUUGGAUCAUCCAAGAGCUCGUGCUGCCAGAGAAAGUCACUGUGCGCUGCGGGAAAUAUUCGACAGACUGGAGCGUUCUGUCCAAAGCAUCUCACAUUAUCUCUACAGGUGCUUGGAGAGAAUUCUUCUACAACCAAGCUACGGGGAUGGAAUCACUUGGGUCAGAUACGAAGACAGUUCGCAUACCGCAACGUAAUUAUGGCAUUCCCACCAUUCUCAAGGCAACGAAGAAAUCGAUGGCAACAGAACACUGGACAAAUGUUCUCUUGUACACGCUUAUUAGGUCCCGGGAUUUUGAGGCAACCAAUUGGGAGGAUAAAGUGUAUGCUCUUAUGGGACUCAUCGAAGAUUCCGUCGACGUUGGGAAAAUGCCCCUUUUGCGUCCCGAGUUUGGGGUGGAUUGCAGCGCGGCACGGACGUAUCUCAAAACCGCGAUUCAACUUCUCCGCGACUGCGAGGAACUUCUUAUACUCUCUUGCGUUGAAGGAAGAUCCUUCCAAAAGGUAAAGAUCAACGCCGAUACUCUCCCAUCCUGGGUGCCCGACUGGAGUGAGCCUUCACCUCUCGGUCUUAGAGUCACUGGGUACAAGAGAUAUUCUGCAGACGCGUGA